This is a messenger RNA of Cyprinodon tularosa, 6495 nucleotides long. RefSeq names its product envoplakin-like. The record is from RefSeq and is a predicted model, not a curated record. The coding region runs from base 129 to 6239 and encodes 2036 amino acids. The transcript has 22 exons. Gene Ontology annotation, biological process: intermediate filament cytoskeleton organization; wound healing. Gene Ontology annotation, molecular function: structural molecule activity; cadherin binding. Gene Ontology annotation, cellular component: cytoskeleton; cytoplasm; membrane. NCBI's taxonomy places the organism in Eukaryota, Metazoa, Chordata, Actinopteri, Cyprinodontiformes, Cyprinodontidae.
AGGGGGAGUGAGUGGAAGUAGAGAAUACAACACAUUAGUGAGAGGAAGAAGAGGAGAAGAGAGUGGGGUGCUGGAAGAACCAUAGCAGGACUCAGAUUACAGUAACACGUCCCUGACGGCCUCCCGAGAUGUCGAAGAAAAACGAACUCAGCUCUGUGAAGCUCAGCAAGCAGGAGGCGGCUGAACUUGCAGAAGUGAUCAAGCGCAUGCAGAAGAAUGCUGACCAAGUGGAGAAGAACAUCUUGCAAGCUGAGGAGAUGCUGCGUGUGGACAAGGAACUGGAGGAGAAGAACAAGCGAUGCCUUCACCAGCAGGAAAACUCGGCCAACCUGGGUCAGGCCGAGGAGCUGCUCAAGGACCUUUUCCUGGACGUGGGUAAAGCCAAGAAGCUGAAGCACCCGCAGGCCUCUGUGAUAGAGACCGACAUAAAAAACCUGCAUGAACGCUGGGCGAAGAGCUGCGCUCUCUACAGGGAUCUUUACGACCAGGUGCAAGACUUGGAGCUGAAGCAGAAGAUCGACUGGGGUCCUGUUCUUCAAGAAAAACUGGACCAUAUCAUGGGAGAGGAGUACGGCCCCAACCUGUACGACGUAGAGAAGCAGAUCGCUGAGCACAACAUUCUGCACCAAGAGAUUGAGGCCUACAGCAGCCAGCUGCAGCCCGGCUCCACAGCUUCCCCGGAGGAUUACAAAGUCUUCAGAGAGAGAUAUAACAAACUAUUAGACAGCUCCAGGCUCAGGCACAAGCACCUGGCCUCUCUGUAUGAGUACAUGCAGAGCUGCAGCAAAGAGCUGGUCUACCUGUCCGGCCAGCAGGAGAGGAUUAUCAACAGAGACUGGAGCGAUCACAUGGCCGACCCCUCAGGGGUACGCGUGGAGUACGAGAAAUUCAAAAGUAAUGGACUCUUGGCGCAUGAGCAGGAGGUCAACCAACUCGUGGCGGAAGGAAACAAUCUCACUGAGGGGGAUCACCCCGGCAUACCUGCCAUACAGAAUAUCUGUGACAGAGUGCAUCUGGAGUGGCAAUCCUUCCUCAACCUCUGCAUAGCGCAGGAAGUUCACCUGGAGAACGUCGACAACUACAAGAAGUUCCAGCUGGAUGCGGAGACGCUGUCCGAGUCUCUGCAGAGACUCAAAUCCAACUUGGAUCCAAAGUCCUUCAACAACAAGAAGAACCCGGAGAUCCUGCUGGCGCUGGAGGGAGACGAACCAUCGGUGAAAAGGAACGAGCAGCGCCUGGAAGCCCUCAGGGAGCUCAGCAGCAACAUUGCUCCUCUAAAACUGCGCAGAAUCCCGCCCACCAAGCCCACCACGGUGGUGUCUCUCUGCGACUGGGCAGAGGAACGGGGGGUAGUGGAGCGCGGUCAGACGCUGAUCCUGAAGUCCAACUCGGACAAUAAGUACUGGGAGCUUGAGGACAGAGAGGGAAGGACCAUGAGCCUCCCAGGGGCAUGUUUUGAGAUUCCACCCCCUGACCCAGAAGCCUUGGAGAGGAUAAAAAGACUCAACAGAGAACUGGUAGAUCUGAAGAAGCGUCGAUCUGCUCUGAUGGACUCGCUGAAAACCCCCACAGCAGAGGUGAUCCGUCCCCAGAAGGCUGCUGUUAUUGAAAGUGCACCUGAGGAUCCAAAAGUCCCAGAGCUGAUUGGUGACAUCGAUAAGAUCAACAAAGCUCUGCUGACGCACGAGAAGGAAACCCUGAACAGACUGAGGACCCCUCUGGACUCCAGCGCCCCCAUGAAGGACUUGGAAAAAAGGCAGCAAGAGAAUGAGAAAUCUGCCCUGAAUCUCAGAAAGCUGGAGUCUGAAAAAGCUGCCGUCCAAAGAGAGGCGGAUCCGAUUCUGGCCAAGAAACCUGUGGGUCCAAAGGCCGCCAUGCUGCCGCUGAAACUCAGCGCCGCGGAAAACAAGAUCCACGACCUCAAUACGCUUAUUGAUCUCUACAACAAGAAAGCCACCGCCUCAAUGUUCCUGGAGAAACAGCUGGAAAAGACUGAUGUCACAGUUUCCUGGUUUGAGCAGCAUCUAACUAAAGACGGCGUCAUUCCGGAUCAACCUGAUGUCCUUCAGAGUCGCACCAAGAAGCUGCAGAAUCUGCAGAAGGAGGUUCUCACAAAAAAAGAAGAACUGACCAAGUUAGGCAAAGAUCUGGACCUGACGCAGCAAGCCUGCAGCCCCCUGCAGCAGGGCUUCAACGAGUACUGCCCCGACAUCCGCCGCCAGGAGAGUCAGGUGAAAGUCCUGAAGAACCGGUACACAAACGUCAACAAUCAGCUCGAGGAAAGGUUGGCUCUCCUUAAACAAGCAUCUAACAAAAAUCAAGAGUUUAACACGGUUGGUCAGUCCCUGGACUUUUUCUUGCUCAACUUGCCUGAUAACACCAUCAAACCCACUGAUGGCGUCAGGGAGGUAAUGGCCAAGGAGAAUUCCCAAAAGAGAGUGGUGGAUGACAUCGAGAAGAAGUCGGAGGAUUUAGAACGACUCAAGGGUCUGUCCAAAGAUCUGCAGAGUGUUUUAAAUCUGUAUGAGCUCAAGUCAAAAACUUAUCGUGACACUCUCAAUGAUGAUGAUGAUGACGAGGAGGACGACGAAAAUGGCGAAGAUGACACCUAUAAGGCAUCAACUCCAAAGAAACGUCUAACUUCAACUCUGGCUCAAGACGUGCAAAGAACGGAGAAAGACCUGCUGAACCGUUACUCUAAGAUCUCAGCUGAAAACAACCAACGCCUCAGUCAACUGGGGACAGCAAAGAACAUGAUGACAAAGAAUGAAGAUAAAGUGGUCCAGGUGGCUGCCAGUCAGCAGCUGCAGCUUCAGAGCCAGCAGAAAAAUCUGGUGGAAACUGAUAGUCUGAAAAAGGAAUUAGAUGAAGAAAUCAACAGGCGUAUACAUGCUGAGAAUAACUUGGAAAGCUACCGUAAGAGAUUUCUGUCUCUGAAGCACAGGAGAGGAGUGGAGAGGUUGGAGGAGAAGGAGGUAGUGCAGUAUUACCGUGACCCAAAAGUGGAAGCGGAGAUCCAGUCACUGAAAAGUCGAAUUCAAGAUGAAGAUUUCAAAAGAUCGAGAAUCCGUUCUGAUAUAGAACUUAUCAAUGAGAAGAUCAUCAACGUAGAACUACAACUGACCAAAGUAGAACCUAAGCUGGUGACCAGAGUGGUCACCGAAUAUGAGAGAGACCCCAAGCUUGAUAAAGAGAUGGCUGAGAUCAGAGAUGAGAUGGAGAGGAUCCGGAUGGAGCUUAAAACAAAAGAUACUGAAGCUGUGCACGUAAAAACUGAGAUCAAUGUUCUGGCUCAGCAGAAACCAAAAAUCAGGAAGAAGGUUGUGGAGAAAGAAGUGGUGAGAUUGGAAAAAGACCCAGAGAAGCUUAAAGCUGUUCUAACAUUCCAGGGUGACAUUGCAGAGGAAGAACUACGCUCCAAGUCUCUCAAUGAUAUAAUUUUUAGCACCAGGUCCCAGAUUAAUGAACUGGAGAGGGUCAUCCCAUCCAUUGAACCCAAAAUUGUCACCAAAGUUGUGAAACAAGUGCAGCAAGAUCCAGAGCUGAUAGAUGAGGCAAGGAAAAUAAGAAUGGCUUUAGAAGAGGAGAAGGAUGAGAAUGUUAUCCUGAUGAAGGAACUCACUACUCUUCAGCUUCGUUUUGGUGAACUGGAGCUGCUUAAACCCAAAGUGGAGGUCAAAGAGAUAGUCAAUGAGAUCUACAGAGUCGAUCCUGACACUGAGAUAGAACUGGUGCGUCUGAGGAAGGAGCUGCAGGAUUUGAGUCGGAACCGUUCAGAUCUUGAGGAUGAGAUUGACUCAGUGACAACAACCCUAACUAGCCUACGGACCCAGAAACCCAAAGUGGAAUACAAGGAUGUGACAAAGGAGGUGAUCAAAGAAGAGAAGAGCCCAGAGGUUGUAAGGGAAUUGCAGAGACUCAACAACCAAGUUUCCCGCCUACAAGUCAACUAUGACACCACCUUGGAGCUGCUGAGUCACCUACGUAAGGAAAGAGAUGAACUGAAAGCUGAAAAAUCCAAAGUGGAGACAAAGCUUGUGUCAAAGGAGGUCAUCAAGUAUGAGAACGACCCUCUCCUAGAGAAAGAGGCUGACAGGCUUCGAAGGGACGUACGAGACGAGAUACAUCAACGCCGGAGUAUGGAGGAAUGUCUCUUUGAGCUGCAGAAUCAAUAUAUAUCCCUUGAAAGGCAGAGGCCAGAGGAAAAGAUUAUCACCCAGGAGGUUUUCCGCCUUCAGAAAGACCCCAAGCAGAUCCAGGAACAUGAUAAGUUGAACAGGACCUUGGACGAUGAAGUGAAAACACGCAGAAAACUUGAAUUAGAGGUCAGACAGCUGAGAGCACUGGUUGAAGAAAAAGAAAGAGACUUGGCUAAGAUGGAUGAGCGACAGAAGAAGAUCCAAUCUGAGUCUGAGCUCAGGCAAAUAAAGACUCGCAUUCUUGAACUGGAGAAUGCUCCACCACCCAUUGAAGAGAAGAUCAUCAUUGAGGAGGUCCUGAAAGUUGAGAAGGAUCCCAAGCUGGAGAAACUCACUGAUGAUAUUCGUUUUGAGAUGGAGAAGGAGAGCAACAACAUCAGCCGGCUUGAGAGAGAAAUCCGCAACCUUAGAGUGAAGUUGGAGAUCCUACAGAAGGAGAAGUCUAUUGAAAAGGUUGUUUAUAGAGAAGUUGUUAGAGUAGAGAAAGACCCAGCAGUUGAAGCUGAGAGGGACCGUCUCAGAGAUGCUGUUGCGCAAGAGAGGAAUCUAAGGCGAAAUCAAGAAGACAACCUCCAGAGCAUUAACAACCAAAUGAACCAUUUGCAGACAUCAAGAUCCAUGACUUCUCAGGAGGAGAGCGCUCUCCUCUCAAGUCGGGAUGCUCUGCAAAGGGAGAAGGAAGAUCUCCUCAGACAGCUUAAAGCCCUGGAUUCUGAAAAACAGUCCACAUUCAUUGCCUUCCAACAGCAGUCCAGGUUGAUGAGCGAGAGGAACCAGAUGGCACGCCAGAGAAGUCUUAAAACAUCUUCUGAGGUCCAGCGACUUGAGAAAGCAAUUCUAAAUGAGAAAGAUAAAAUACACAUGAGAGAUACUCUCAUUGAUGAGCUGCGGAAUGGAAUUAAGUCAGAGGAUCAUUCGGAAACUCACACCAGGGAGACAAACCUCUCAACAAGGAUCACCAUCCUUGAUCCACAGACUGGCAAAGACCUGUCUCCCUAUGAUGCCUACGUACAAGGUGUAAUCGAUCGCAACCACUACCUACAGCUGUCUAAGCUGGAGUGCGACUGGGAGGAAAUCACCUCAAGUGGCCCAGAUGGAGAUACCACAGUUCUUCAAGAUCGAAAAAGUGGGAAGCAAUAUUCUGUCAAGGAUGCCUUGAAGGCAGGCCGUCUGACUGAGUACGACGUGAGCCGCUACAAGGGAGGGAAAAUGCCUAUUUCUGAGUUUGCUCUCCUUGUCACAGGAGAAAAACCACAAUCGUAUGUUCCACCAUUAACACCAAAAUCCCCAGGCAAGACCUUCCCAUCUUCACCCCUGAAGUCCAUGCCUUCACCUUUGAGGUCCUCAUUCCCAAGCCUGAGCAGUCAGCACAGCAACGGCAGUUUGAACAACCUUAAUACUCCCACAGGAGAUGACCAUUUCCCAAUCUCCGGCAUAUUUGACACCACCACUGAAAGCCGCAUGUCUGUGAGAAGUGCUCUCACUCGGAAACUAAUAGAUCAAGAAACUGCUAUGAAGCUUCUGGAGGCUCAAUCAGCCUCUGGCGGGAUUGUUGAUCUAGCCAAAAGGGACAAACUCUCUGUUCACAAGGCCGUUGAGCAUAGCCUAAUUGACUCAAACCAAAUGCAUAAGCUACUGAAUGCCCAGAAGGCCUUCACUGGAAUUGAGGACCCUGUGACCAAGAAACGUUUGGCAGUUGGACAGGCAGCACGGAAAGGCUACAUGACCAAUGAGAAUGCAAAGAGGUACAUGGAAGCGCAGUAUCUCACCGGUGGGUUGGUAGAUCCCAAUAAGGCAGGGCGCCUAACCAUCGAAGAGGCGCUUGCAGCAGAUCUGAUCGACAGCACAAUGGCUGAUGAGUUAAAAGACGAGGCUUUGCACUCCAAAGAGCUGGAAGACCCCAUCACCAAGGAGAAGAUAACAUACAAGCAGGCAAUGGACCGGUGUAAGAAAGACACAUCUACUGGCCUCCUACUUCUUCCUGUAGCCUCAACAGAUGCUGCGAACACGCCGUCCUACUCCAACUACCGCUUCCGUUAACCAAAUUCAAACAAAGAUUAGGGUUAGCCACAGCUGAUUGUGCUCUGCAAACUGAAACAUUUUAUAUCUUUCAGAGAAACAAAGAUGUUUAUGCAUACAUCAAAUGAAGAAACAUGUAUUUGGUGGGAAUGUGCUUAUGGAUUACUCUUUGAAAUAGUUCCAGUUUUUCUGUAAAAAUGAAAGUUAUUUUUGUCAUACCAUUUGUCAUAUCCUAUACUUUCCUAUGCUAGUUCCUAUUAAACUCAACUAAAUCACA